Molecule: messenger RNA, 2252 nt
Organism: Branchiostoma floridae (Florida lancelet)
Lineage: Eukaryota; Metazoa; Chordata; Leptocardii; Amphioxiformes; Branchiostomatidae
Exons: 8
Coding region: 70-1557 (495 amino acids)
Cellular component (GO): centrosome
Source: RefSeq, a predicted model, not a curated record
UAAACAGUUUGUGACAGAUCCGCCAGGUGACGCUUUUCCACAUUCUUUCCCAGUGUCUAACGCUGAGCCAUGCCGACAGCUACGGUUCCAAGACUCAUCGUCCCGCCGAGCUCAGAGGAUGUGGUGGUCACCAAAAUCUCCCCCACCGUCCUCUCCACUGACUUACUGAGCCCGCAACAGUUCCGAGUCACUCUACCAACUAUCGGACAAUGCCAGCGGGCGCCGGUGGCCCAGUCCUGGGGGACCCACGCCGUGAGGUACGGUGGAGUAGGCGGGCUGCCGUUCCUCGGAGAGAGUCGGAUGAAGGACUUCCCAGUGGGACGGUCGCACCGGCACUUCAGGAGCGGAUUUUCUGAGUAUAAGACUACAGUACAACCGCACAGGCGCACUGAACUCACUCUGAGUGAAAGCCGCAUCAACGACCAGCUGCUACCGCCACCUCCACACAAACUGAUAUGGGAUAAGAAAGCUGAGGCGCCGUGGCCGCAGAACGACGCCUACUGGUCCCACUCACCCGUGUUCGAGGUCUUUCCUGACGGACCUACAAGGUUUCCUACCGCAAAGGACCUUGGACCAGUGACCAGAAAGGCACUGCAAGACCUGCGAAAGAAAGACGGCACGUCCACAUACCAAGAAGCCCACUGCGACAACAUCAAGGAGAGAACCUCGCCAUCUAAGACACAACACAAGAACCAGGGACCGAUACAGAAGCUGGCUAGCAAGCGGCUGAAGGCCAUCAAGAGCGCGCGUCGUCGCCGGCAGAAGUCCGCCAAAGUCAAGGGCGUCACGUUCAAGGAUGGUGGAGCGGUAAAGAAUGAAGCUACGCCGACACUGGGAGGAGUCGGACCUUCCUGGCCUCCCAGUACGGACCAAGUCAUCGACAAGUUCUUACUGAAGGAGCGGUCGGCGCUUGACGUCCCUCCCGAAGCCUUUAACAAGCGGAACCUGCAGCCGAUCGAUCUAAAACCGAUCAAACCGAACGGCAAGAGCGGUCGUGUUGGAAAGCUUCCAACGAGAGUUCCGGAUAAAUCGGAGGGUGGAGAAGUGCAAACAGCUAUUCCAAUGCCCGCGACCGCCCAUACCCUCCCCACGCUGGCCUUGGUGGUGAAGAACCUUCCCGAGGCGAUCGCGGCGGGAGGACAGCCGCUUGGUGCAACAGCCAUUCCAGCUCCUCCAAGCUCUCCCAAGGCUCCUCCGAGUGAAGAAACGAAGAGAAGCGUGCCUUUUGGAAAUACCAUCGACGAAGAAAAUGUCAAGAAAGAAGGUGACGUUACCGAGAAUGCUGAAGAAGAAGAAGACGACGAAGACGAGACCAAGGAAAACCCGAAUGAGAGGAAGAAGGGGGAAAAAGCGCAGCUAAGGGCACGCUCCCUACCGGAGGGGUUCUUUGGCAAGAAGCGGGUCCUGAAACUCGGCAACUGGAACAAGUCUGACAUGCAUCAAAGGUUCAUUGCGUCCUGUCCCGAGACAGUUCCAGACCUGCGCGAUGGGUUGACCUACCCCGCCCGUAAGCGCCAUUUCUUCUACGGCAGUCACUCCUGUGUCUUCAGGGGCUAGCUGGACCCACAAGACAUGAAUGCAGGGGCUAGCUCACAGUGUUUGCUCUUUCGGAUGAAUGUUGUUUUUCCUGCUAUAUCUACAAAUAUCACUAGAUAUGCAAAUGAUACCGCGUAAUACGACCUCAUUGGUGAAAAGCUUGCACUGAAUAUGCAAACGAUAUCUUACAUAAUGCGAGCCCAUUGGCUAAAGGCAACAGCUGAUUAUGCAAAUUACUCAUUAUAAGGCGAGCUCAUUGGUGAAAACGUUUCUUGUCUUUCUUCCGAAUAUGCAAAUGAUAUCGAUGAUAUAAGUUAGAAUCAAUGAAUAACAAAUUGUACAUAAGAUUUUGGAUUCCACACCUAAUCUCUACAUUGAUUAUUCAUGUAAUAUUAAAGUUAACAGUUUGUUAAUAAAGAUUUGACACGGUUAAGCAUUUGUAUAUCUACACAUAUUUUAUUGGCACAUGGGCUGAGUAUAAAUUGGUUGUAUUAUGUGAUUAACAAUGAUUCACAGGUAGAUGUUCUUGCAUACAUGUAUAUGUACAAAGAAUAUCAACGUAACAGCUUCAUGAAUUAAAAUGUAUAGUCAAGAUGAUUUUUAAAAAAUGCUGCCUUUUUGACAUGUAUGAUACACAUCUAAUAAGCCUUUUUGAAUAAAGAAAUCCUGAAGCUGUACAUACAAGUUAGUUUUAACAUAACAUGAUUUUUUACUUA